This is a messenger RNA of Bipolaris victoriae FI3, 936 nucleotides long. RefSeq lists its product as hypothetical. Bases 1 to 936 code for a protein of 311 amino acids. The record is from RefSeq and is a predicted model, not a curated record. Lineage: Eukaryota; Fungi; Ascomycota; Dothideomycetes; Pleosporales; Pleosporaceae. The transcript is spliced from 2 exons. Gene Ontology annotation, biological process: lipid metabolic process.
AUGAAGCUCCCAGUCAUCGUCCUCGCAGCUCUUACAGCACCUGUAACCCAGGCGGCCCCCACACCAGCCUCUGAACUUACCACUCGCCAGACUAGAUCACGAGAGCUUAUCCAACCAGAACUCUGGCCUGUCCUUCAACGCUAUACGCGGUUCGCUGUGGCCUCUCUCUCGGCCUUCACCUAUAACCAAGGAAAAUGCCCUAGUCCACCUUUCCACUCCGUUCUCGUCCGAACAAUAAACUCUAUCGUAACCUCAACCCAAGUCGCCGUAUUCCAAGAUAGCGCCGCAAAAGAGCUGAUCGUGUCCUUCCCCGGCUCCGCCUCAGUCCAGGAUUUCAUCACUGACUUUGCCUAUUUCCUGAAGCCCUUUACUAGCGCCCCAGGCUGCACCGAUUGCCAGGUCCACGGGGGUCUCCUCCAAGCCUGGCGCUCCGUACAACCUAAUCUCACAGCUGCGCUGGCAGAAUUGAAUGUACAACUGCCAGGUUACAAGACGAUCAUCGUAGGCCACAGCCUAGGCGGUGGACUAGCCAGUCUCGCCUAUACUGAUCUCCGGGCUAAUAACGUUCCCAUUGCAAAAGCAUACACCUUGGGAUCCCUGCGCGUGGGAAACCCAGCAUAUGCCGACUUCACCGACCAGCUGGCUGGUGCAGAUGAGAACAACUUGGGCGAAUUGCUGCGCAUUACACAUGGGGUUGAUGGCGUGCCGAAUUUACCGUUUCAGCCCAUGGGAUUCCAGCAUACACGCACCGAGAUUUACGAGGAAGAUACUCAGCCUGUGGGUGGCACGCAGAGUCCUCAGACUACAUUCCGCUGCUUUGGUCAGGAGGCGAGUGAUUGCAUUAGGGGCAAAGCGGUGGGGUUCAUUAAUCAGGAUCAUCUGGUCUACACCGGGAUUUCGAUGUCGGGACCGGAGCAGUGUAAUAGCCAGGACUGA